AUGGAAGCAAAUCCGCCAUCCUAUGGGCAAGCCACCACGGUGAAAGCGUGGGAUCUCAUCGCCGUCUACAUCCCAUCCUCAGACCUCUGCUCUGCCGCUCUAGUAUGUCAGCAAUGGCACACAACCUUCGCACCACACUUGUGGGGCAAUCCUGCCUCUCAUUUUGGAGAUGAGAAUGAUAGAGUAUACGUCGCUCUCACCCGGUUUAUCAGGACUCUACCUUGGGCCAGACGUACUGUUCGAUCUCUGACACAUACACUACACCUCCCUCCAGCGCAUGCUGAAAUCUAUAAUGGUCCACAUGCAGAUUGGCUGAGGGAGGUUCUUGAAGGUCUUCCGAACUUGCAGUCACUGAUUGUUCGCGGCUUGCCAUUCUUCGACCAUGCUACUCUAAACGCACUGAGAUAUACGCGAGCAUCUGACAACAGGAACCAGCUGGUACCUGCUCAGACGCUGUUUGGCCUACGUCUACUGGACGCGUCAAGGUGCAGCAAUGUGACUGCAAUUGGGUUACAACAAGCUCUGAGACGCUUCGAUUCCCUGUUGUACCUCGACCUGUCUUGGACUCAUCCUGCCAGAAGUCCCGAAGUCCUCAGGACUCUAAGUCAGUUCCGCGGUUUGCAAGUCUUGAAGCUCCGAGGCAUAUCCCUGAAAGACGACGACGUACACACAUUGGCGAACGCAAUCAAGACUCGGGUCAGGGGCUUGGAUUUGCGCAACAAUCAACUAACAGAUCGGAGCGUUCGUAUGCUUCUCCAAGAGUGUUUCACAUCGUCACGGCGAAGGGACAACGAUGGACAAUUCAUGUCCCCCUCACUAUUACCUUACCUUGGUGCUGAAAUGCUAGCAAUCUACAGAGGAGCCAACUUCGAAGCUUUCUUGAGGAACGAGUUCACUGACAAAUUUGUUGGACGUCUGGCCAUUGAAGAUGCUCCAGAGAGUGGCAUCACCCAUCUUUACAUGUCUGACAACCUACUUACCGUUGAAGGUCUCUCUGGACUGGUCAGAUCUGGAAGAUUACACGUUCUUGAUGCGGGUAGUAUCUUACCAUCGAUGUCUACCCAAGAUGGCACAUCCGACAUGAUCUUUCCCAGUCUAGCAAAGCUCGCUCCAGUAUUUGCCGAGUCAGCCAGCCAUAGUUUGACACACCUAAGGAUUGAUCAUAGUCUGGUGACUCGAACACCGCCGGCCAUACAGGAUUCCUCUAACAUAGAGACAACACCAAGACACUGCGAGCUCGCGGAUACGUCUAAUUACCCCGUAGGAGUCGCUGAAGUAGAUCGUGACACUGAAGUGUAUGAGAUGAUGGGCGACACAUCUUUCGCCGUCGAAGUUCCAGGAGAUACCAUCCCUAUCAUAGUGACGUCUACAUCUGACGGCAAGUCUAAUGGUCAGCUAGGAGUACCACGAAGGAGAAGUCAAGACCUCCCGAUACCUUUACAGACCGAGGACACAACGGAGGACGGUCUGCACGUCACAGGGAUGGAGGAAGAGGAUGAUCGGUCCACAUCAUUGGCCAGCAGAACACUGACACUAAGUCCGAGCGCUUAUUCCCGCAGCCGAGGCCGUAGCUACUCCUCUGUGGUUGCUGAGCGCAAAGGUCGUGUACAAACACAUUUGACACAAGCAAAAGGCUUCCAUCCAGGCACCUUACCACAUCUGACAACACUGGUCCUGACUGAGGUCCCGUCAUUCUCGUCGACGCUAGACACGCCUACUCGAUUGAUAUCUUUAGUUCGUGCGUGCGCCGAAGAGACAUCACUAGCAAAACUACAAGCGCGCCUAGAUUGGGCACUACCACCAGGUCGGCGAGCCAGUCAUUCACACCAAAGAGAGGUCGCCCGUAGAUCCUUCGCUCUCGAGCAGAUCGUCCUCGAAGUCGCACCACAAAGUAUAGACCAAAGGAAGAGUGAAGCUGCCAGUACCUGGAGACAUCGCGGCACCAAAUCCGUGACUCAAGAUCAGGAUAGUGAAGCUUUGUGGGCAGCUUCACAGACAGACUUUUCUUUCUUUGGCGAGGGCGAGACUAACAGUCUUGAUACUAUGCUUGAGCCUGCUCGGCUACCUAUGACCAUCAUGUCUGGCAUGGAGGUCUCUGUCGAUCAUGAUCCAUCGCCACAGUAUCAACGCUCUCAGUACCAGCCUAUCAAAGAGGUCUCUACACCACAAGUCGAUGUCAUCUCUGAGAUGUCGAAGUUCAGGAGGUCGACCAAGGCAGCCUAUCAUGCUCGGAAAGCUGCUGGAGAGGAAGACCCAGAAAUUGAUGGAUUCUGGGAGGGCAAUAUCAAGGUUGUUAGACGACCCCAUGAUGUCGAUCCAAGACAUGAAGAUGAUGAGGUUUGGGCUGAUUACUAUGGUAAUCGCUUUUCAAAUGGCUAUCUGUAUCGAUGA
This is a messenger RNA of Aureobasidium subglaciale EXF-2481, 2391 nucleotides long. RefSeq lists its product as uncharacterized. The record is from RefSeq and is a predicted model, not a curated record. The transcript has 2 exons. NCBI's taxonomy places the organism in Eukaryota, Fungi, Ascomycota, Dothideomycetes, Dothideales, Saccotheciaceae. Bases 1 to 2391 code for a protein of 796 amino acids.